GUUUCCGACCUUGACAAGCAUGUGUUAGUUUCUGGCGUCAUUCUAUUUCAAGGUUGGGGCUAUUCACAACGUCAUUUCCUAGCUACUGAAUUCUCUGCAUACUCAAGAAAAUGGAACACAGUGAGACAGAUGAUGAUUUCGACACUGUGGAAGCUAGACAACUUGUUACGAAAGCAAAUCGCAAGAAGAAAAAGUCUGGUGGAUUUCAAUCCAUGGGUCUUAGUGCAGCAACUUUCAAAGGUAUUAUGAAAAAAGGUUACAAACUGCCAACACCAAUUCAGAGAAAGACUAUACCACUGAUACUGUCUGGUCGGGAUGUCGUUGCUAUGGCGCGGACAGGAAGUGGAAAGACAGCAGCUUUUCUCGUGCCACUCUUUGAGAAGUUACCAUGCCAUUCAGCUGCUGGCCCUCGUGCGCUUAUCAUGAGUCCAACCAGGGAAUUGGCUAUUCAAACUUUAGAUUUCACAAGAGAGCUUGGUCGUUUCACAUCUUUGAAGGCCACAAUAGUGCUCGGUGGUGACAAAAUGGAAGAACAGUUUUCAGCUUUGCAUCAUUCUCCUGAUAUUAUUAUUGCCACACCUGGACGUUUCUUACACAUCAUAAUGGAAAUGAAUUUGUCUCUCAAAUCUAUUGAGUAUGUCGUUUUCGAUGAAGGUGACAGGCUAUUUGAGCUGGGAUUCGCCGAACAACUUUCGGAAACCCUAAAGCGUUUACCACGUAGUCGGCAGACUUUGAUAUUUUCAGCAACCUUGCCCAAAAAUCUGGUUGAAUUUGCACGUGCUGGACUGGUGGAUCCAGUGCUUAUUCGGUUGGAUUUAAACUCUAAGCUAAGCCAGAAUUUAAAGUUAGCUCAUAUCGCCUGCUUGCCGGAAGAGAAGAAUGCCAUUCUAGUACAUCUGUUGGGUAAAGUGAUAUCCAGUGAUGCUCAGGCUGUUGUAUUUUUUGCCACGAAACAUCAUGUUGAAUUCUUUCAGUUGCUGUUAACUGAUCUUGGCUUCAAGUGUACGUCUAUUCAUUCAGGACUUGAUCCACACGCAAGAAAUCUCUCAUUAAAAAAAUUCCGUUGCGGACAAGUUCGUGUACUUCUUGUUACCGAUGUAGCUGCUAGAGGUGUAGAUAUUCCUCUUUUGGACAAUGUUAUCAACUUCCAUUUCCCUGCCCAACCUAAGCUAUUUUUGCAUAGAGUUGGUCGUGUUGCUCGAGCUGGCCGAAGUGGCAGUGCAUAUUCUUUAGUUGAUCCAGAAGAAUUACCAUAUCUGUUGGACGUAUUUAUGUUUCUGGGCAAAGAAUGGCAAACAUGUCAACCAUCAAACAAUCAUACUGAAUGGGAAAGCGAUUGUGUUGGUCGCACACCAAGAAGCGUGAUUAGCAACCUAGCUACUCGCCUUCAGAAUGUUUGCUCUGAAAAUUCAUCUCUGGAGUCAAUAAAAAAUGUAUGUAUCAAUGCAAUGAAGCGAUUCAUUCAAACUCGUCCAAAUCCUUCUUCAGAAUCUAUUCGACGUGCAAAGGAAUUGAGAGAAGCUCAUUUUUCACUGCCAGUUCAUAAUCUUUUUGAUAAGUCAGCUGAAAAAGAAGAUGCAACUAGCAAUGAAAUAUUAGAUGUAAUUCGGCAUCUUAAAUUACCCACUAUAUUUGAAGCUUUAGGAAAACAUGUGAACCCUCAAGCCUUCGCUACGAUGACAAAGAAACGAAAGCUGCAUGACCAUAUAAUAGCACGUCGCGCUAACCAACGGGCUAUUGGUACAGUCAAUAAUGGGCUCAAAACUUUGAUAGAGAAGAAAGUUUCACUGACAGAUCAAAUUGGUGCAUGUAAUACGAAUAACGAUAUAUCUGAGAAUUUGGAAAACGUAGACUUCUUUGUUCCAUAUUCACGUGGUGAUGAGGCAACAGAAAGUGGAUUAUCCAUCACAGGAACAAAAAAUCAAUUCUCUUUAGAGGCAGCGGCUGCAUCCUUGGAUUUACCCAAUGAUGAAUCACAUCAAAUCAGUGGUAUCAAAGGAUCUCAUAACCGAAAACUGGUUUGGGAUCGUAAACGCAAACGAUAUACUGGAGCAGAUGCUGCUCACGGUAAAGCAAACUUGAAACGUAUUAAAACGGAGAGUGGUGUAUGGAUUCCUGCAUCAUACAAAACAGACAAGUAUGAACAAUGGCUUAAACAGUCUAAAACGGAUAUAAUAGCAGCAGUUAAAUCAACAGAAGAAAUUUCUCCUGCACUGGAAACUCGCACCAAACUUAAAAAAUAUGGUGAUGUGAUUGAAUUCUCCGAUACAGAUGAAACUGAUAAAAAAUCUAAUCACUUUCGUAAAUCAGGAGCAAGAACGAAUAAUCAGAAAAACAAGAAUUUUUCAGAUCCUUUGACACCCAAAUUUACAGUCAUUGGACCACACAAGUGGCGUUAGUUUUUUGAUUUUAUGCUUUCCAUUGUAUAUGUAUUCAUAAAUAGUGAGUAAUCGCCAUUGUGUUAAUUUCGACCAGUGAUUUCGACAAUCAUUCUACCACUGAACAGCUUGCGUAGUUAGAAACCAAACAAGCUGAUCUGUAAAUUUUGUCAGCCAGACCAGAGUGAUCUAAUCACCUGGUGACCGUUUCACCCGUCCGAGGUCGAGGUUAUCAGCUGUGUACCCGGACGAAUUUGGCUCAUAGAGCUGAAUUAGUUGAGAUCAUCUGAAUUCGACUAGCUGACUUGCAUGAAUCGAUAUGCCUAAAAUAAUACAACCAAUUUUGUGAUUUUGACUUUGUGGUUUCCAACGAAAGCAAACCACUCAACUAUGAGAAAGGUUAACAGGGACCGUGCAAUUUUUUGAAUCGCUCGUAAAUUGAUCAUCCAACUUCGAGAGUUACUUUUCAUCUUUUGGUUAAACAUUAUCGACAUACAUUUUUGCAAUUGGUGUUUUGGGACUGUUCUACACCUACUUCUAUUUUAAGGAUUAGGAGCAAAGUGGUGUGAUAUGUUGACCACUUCACUUACUUUGGGAGUUGCGUCAGCUCGAAUGGUGUGGUUACUAACGAGAUUUCAACUGGGACGCAGAAGGACCGUUUGGCAUCAACUUAGGUCAUCUGUAGAGCCGGCGAGAUAUCCAGCUACCUAUAACAGGACGAAUUUACUACACUGCAGUCCAUACGGUCGUGAGACAUGGCCGUUAAAAUUGUGGGACACGAAGCUCUCACAGGGUUUUGAUCAUAGGUGUCUUCGUAACAUUGUUCGCGUUUGGUCGAAUAUCACCGUGUGAGCAGUGUUGAGGUCAGGCGAAGAAUACUAAGCAAGGCAGGUAAGUCGAUUGAUGAGGUUGUGAACCUUCACCGACUGAGAUGGCUUGGACAUGUGUUGUCUGUGUCAAACCACCGUGUACCUCAACGUGCAAUGCUAGGGGAAGUUGGAUUGGUUUGGAACAGAGUUCAGGGUGGCCAGACCAGUCGAUGAAGUUCUUGACUGUUAGUCUGAGGCGUGUGGCGAGAUGUAGACUUCCUGAUUGGAGUCCCUGAGAGGAAAAGAAUCAGUGGUUGGGGACUCUUGGUGACAUUGCUGAAAAUUGGCCACGAUGGCGCAGAUUUAUUCACUCCUUGACAUCUAAAUCUUGAAUAUAUUUGCAAUAACCUUUAUCUUCAAAUUGUUUAUUCUCUGGCAAAACUUUGUCUAUUUUGAUACCACUCCUUUUUUAUCCACAUGUUCUUUGUAUAUGACUGUGAAGUAUGGCAACGUGAGCCGAUGCACCUAUGUGCAAGGUUCUAUGUUGAUUUUGACCUGUUAGUUUAAAUCCAUAUUCUGUCAAGCAUUAGCGCGUAGGCUUAGAUCCAUUCCUUCAAUUGUCUGUAUGAUUGUGAAACGUGACAUCUAAAAGUAAAAGACAUGAGAAGGCUUCUGGUGUUUAACUACCAUUGCCUUCGUAGCACGGGUCAUGUAUCAUGGUGUCAGCAUGUAAAGCAAAAGUCAGGUGUAGAGUUUUUAGAAAGUAUAGGAAGUCAAUUGAUAAUGUCGUGAACCUUCAUUGACUCAGAUGGCUGGGACAUGUGUUACGCUUAUCUAGUCGUGCAAUGUUGGCUGAAGUAGGUUCAGGCUGCGAAAAGGCUCAGUGUGACCAGACUAAGAAAUAGCAUUGCUGGGUGAAACCCUUGACUGUUGGUUCAAAUUAUUUAGGGAGAUCCAGACUAACCAGUUGGGGACCAAGUGACAACAAAAGCCAGUGGUUAGAGACUAGGUGAUAUGGCUUAGAAUCGAUGUGGGUGGUGCAAUCUUCAUCUAAACCACUGUUCUGAAUUCAGCAUUUUUUUUCAAUCUUCCUUCCUUUCUUUUAUUCUUUUCUACCGCUUUUGACCGAUUUCUCUCUCUUUCUUCAUCUCUCAUCUUACUACUGUGUUACUUGUUGUGCUGAUAUGAAGUGUGGCAACUUGUACCGUUACACAGUAAUGUCUGUUGUUAUGUAGAUAUUGACUGAUUGAUUUAAGCUAACAACCGAUAAGUGUACUAAUAAUUGUCGCACUGAUAAGUACUGCCUUAUAACUCCUGCACAUAGGUGUGUGUUAUAAACUGUAAGUCGUACUUGAUGUGUGAAGAUGUAAGAAUAUACUCUGUUCUUCUAGCUAAAGUAAGUAAAGAGGGUUUAAAGCCAAUAAACCAUAGUUGCACAACGUAGCAUAUGAACUUGCCAUCAUAUAGUGAUUUGGGAUUUUUUUUUCUCUUCAUACUAUUUGGUAUUUUGUUUUAUUGAUACUUUUGUUUCAAUCUGAUGGGUAUGAUUAUUACUGUUCUCAGGUUACGUCGACUCUUUUCAAGUAGUAAUCUGAAAGCAAUAUGUAAAAAAUGUAUCAUUUGCAUGCAAUUAGAAAUCAUUACUUGAUUUCCUUUUUAAUUCUUCUUAUAUUAAUAUAGAUGAGCGAGCAGUUGCCCGUCAAAAAGAACGUUCACAGAAUGCUAUAGAAAAACAAAAGAUACGUCAGCCGAAAGGAUCUCGAACAUUUGGUCAACUUAGACGACCUGAACAAAUAUUAAAACAGCGUAAACUACGUGAGAAACAAAAGCAGCGUACUCAGAAAAAUAAGAAUGCCCAUUCCCACAAAAAGCGUAAACACUAAAAGCAUUCAAGCAUAUUCAACGUGUACAGUAUAUGUGAUCUAUUUCAGCAAUAUAUAACUACUCACUGUUGAC
This is a messenger RNA of Heterobilharzia americana, 5143 nucleotides long. Lineage: Eukaryota; Metazoa; Platyhelminthes; Trematoda; Strigeidida; Schistosomatidae. The record is from the annotation of a GenBank genome assembly.